Molecule: messenger RNA, 1470 nt
Organism: Asterias rubens (European starfish)
Lineage: Eukaryota; Metazoa; Echinodermata; Asteroidea; Forcipulatida; Asteriidae
Product: annexin A13-like
Exons: 12
Coding region: 68-1060 (330 amino acids)
Cellular component (GO): cytoplasm
Molecular function (GO): calcium-dependent phospholipid binding; calcium ion binding
Source: RefSeq, a predicted model, not a curated record
CUGAAAAGACUAAUUUUCAAAACUCUGCUGCGAUCUUAGCUUGUGCUUAAACAACAUUUUAAGCGAAAUGGCCACAGUUCAGGGAACCAUCACUAAAAUUGAUCCAUUUGACAUGGAAGGCGAUGUAUCAACACUGGAGAAAGCCUUGUGUGCUACAACUACUCUGGAUAAAGUGUUAAUUGAGAUGCUACCUUGCCGAAGCAACCAGCAACGCCAGGAGAUCCGAGAAGGUUACAAGACACUUACUGGUCGGGAGUUGAUUGACGACGUCAAUGCUAAACUGCCCAAUGGAAAGUUUAAGGACGUAGUGAUUGGUUUGCUGUACAGCAAUAUUGAGUACCCAGCUGUUAUCAUGGACAAAGCAAUGAAGGGCAUGGGAACUGAUGAAAAAGCAUUAAUCGAUGUACUGUGUACCAGAACUAGUAACGUGGAAAUGCAAGUUAUCAGGGAAACUUACACGGAAAUGUUCAACCGUGAUCUGGAAACUGACAUUAAGACAGAAAUUGGAGAGCCUCUCAGGACACUGCUGUGCACUUUGGCUAAGGGAAAUCGUGAUGAAGCCCCUUCAAGUAAUAUGGAAGCACAGGGCACCCGAGAUGCCCAAGCACUUUUCACUGGCGGCGAGGGUCGCAAAGGUGGUCCCCGAAAUGACAAAGUGUUUAUUGAAGUUCUUGGCACUCGUCCACUCAUCCAACUGAACCUGAUAACCUUCAAGAAGUAUCAGCAGAUGACAAAGAAAGAGAAUAUUGAAGGUGCUAUCCUUGCUGAAGGAACUGGGGAUCUUGAACUUGCUUAUCUUGCAUUGGUUGAGACAGCUAAAGGCAAUCUGGUACAUGUCUUUGUUGAUCAUCUGUAUUCCUCCAUGAAAGGACUUGGUACAGAUGACUCUAUGCUGAUUCGUACACUCAUCACGCGAUCAGAGGUUGAUCUGGCAAACAUCAAGGAUUUGUUCCAAGAGAAAUAUGGCAGCAGUUUGGUUGCAUUCAUUGAGGAUGACACCAGCAGGUCUUACUGUGAGAUUCUCAAGCGGAUUGUGGAGGGUGGCAAACCGAGUAGUUAGAUCGUGUCGAAGUUGAACGAUCCACACAUAGGGUGUCGGACUUAACAGUACUGGUGGUAAUUAUUCGGCAUUAUAAUAUAAAAAUGAGAAGAAAUUGGAAAUGUAGAAUGAGGUUCAUUGCAUUCCAGUCAUGACAUUGGGUAGCCUUAUUAUAAUUAUUCAAAUGGUUGUGUAUUAAAUAGCAGUUAUUAAUGUAUACUCCUUUUAUUUUUCACGGGCUUAUAACAAAAUUCAGUUGUUUGAUAUAGAUCAUUAAAUUAUUUAUGCAUGACAAUGUUUGACGAAUUCUUACAUUUUAAAGAUGAAACGAUGUGUAUAGUGACAUGUCAGCAGAUGUUAUUAAAGGCAUUGGUCACUAUUUGUUAUUACUCAAAAUAAUUGUUAGCAAAAAACUUAAUACUUGGUAACGA